Molecule: messenger RNA, 656 nt
Organism: Mya arenaria
Lineage: Eukaryota; Metazoa; Mollusca; Bivalvia; Myida; Myidae
Product: perlucin-like
Exons: 6
Coding region: 38-580 (180 amino acids)
Molecular function (GO): signaling receptor activity
Source: RefSeq, a predicted model, not a curated record
ACUUGACGAUCUAACUAAUCGUUGACUAAAAGUCAAAAUGAAAGCAUUAGACAUUUGUAAUACGUUGAUGAUUUUCGGAUUGAUAUCCACUGUAGCAUCCUGCUUUGAAACCCGUGCUCAGGAACCCAAUUGUGAGGGCCUUUGUCCGGAUGGUUGGGUCUACUUCCGGUGUUCAUGUUAUCUCUUCAUGGACAUCAUGAAAGCUAGUUGGACAGAGGCGGAGCAUCACUGCGAGACACAUAAAGCCACUCUGGUAAUAAUCGAGACGAACGCCGAGAACCUCUUUGUUAUAGACUUUGCACGACGCCUUUACAAAACUGACAGGAGACCAACCAACUCCUUCUGGAUUGGGGCAACAGACACGGUCACAGAGGGUUUGUGGACAUGGUAUACCGACGACUCCCCAUUGAAUUUCACUGGAUGGGCUCCAACUGAGCCGGACAAUAAGGUCGACCAAGAUUGUGUACUCCUGGGUGGGCCUUACAACUACCUUUGGGACGAUGAUCAUUGUUCUUUGACUGCCAGUUUCAUCUGCGAAAAAGGGUUGUCGUACUUAUCUGGACCAGAUCUAAUUGGAUGAAAACUCAUCUUUUCAACGUGCUGUAGCAUCACAAGUUACGAAACAAAUGAUAUUGAGAUUGUUAUUAUUACUUGAU